Molecule: messenger RNA, 1653 nt
Organism: Trichoderma citrinoviride
Lineage: Eukaryota; Fungi; Ascomycota; Sordariomycetes; Hypocreales; Hypocreaceae
Exons: 2
Coding region: 1-1653 (550 amino acids)
Source: RefSeq, a predicted model, not a curated record
AUGUCGGGCUUUGAGGUUGCCGGGGUGGUCCUCGGAGUCAUACCGCUGGCUAUAUCUGCCCUCGAACACUACAAGGCGGGAAAAGGCACUGUGGCAACCUUUAUGAAGUUCCACGGACAGCUAGAUACACUCAUUUACCGGCUGAAACUGCAGAGAACCUUCUUCUAUCUCAACGUUCUCGAGUUGCUACGCAGCGCAGGGGUCGAAGAGGUAGUCAACAAAUCAGACAUAACCGAAGAGGAAUGCAUUAAGGUUCUCCAAAAUGCCAAAAAUGCCGACGAGAUGAAAGAAUAUCUGGGAUCUGGCCAGCUAUUUGUUACCUUUCAUGAUAUCUUAGCAAGAUAUGAAGCUUGCCUGAAGUCGAUUUCUGCAAAAGAUGACUUGAAGGCCAUUUUGGAGCACAAUCCAGUAGGCGCCUCAUCGUUCGCUUUCAGAGAGCGCUUGAGCUUCACGAUGGAGAAAGGGAGCCUCAAGCAGCUGGUUGAGGAACUGAGCGAAGAUCGACUCUCUCUGAAGGAGCUCAUCUACAGCAUGAAAACGCAGCAAGAGUACACAUCGAGGCAUCCUUCGGACGAGGCCCAGAAACUGGCGAAUAAGCUUUCCAGAAUUCAGAAACACGCAGCUCCUCUGUUUGAAGCAUUGCGUAAAGGCUGUAGCUGUAGCUGCGAGAACAAGCACAGGGUUUUUAUGAAGCUCGAUAACAGGAUCCCGCUCAAAAGCGGCAGGCGGAGGAAGCUGAAAGACGAAACGGAAUUCAGCCUUCUGUUUGACCACCAAGGAUACUUGCAGGAAACUCAUGUCAACGUCCGUGAGGAUGACGGUAAUGACAGCGGAGAGAACGUGGUCAAGGGCAGGAAUACGACGAGGGUUGUCAUUGUUCAACAUGCUGAACCAAUGCCCAAGGAGAGGAUUGUGACACGAUUGUGCCGGCACGUGUCUCAGUUGCAAGAGACGGGACACGUCUUGAAGCUCAAGCUAAGCAACAGCGACCUCUUCCUUGUCGAAGGAGAGGCGGAACGUAAUCGAGAUUUCGCAAGCCCGACAACCCUGUCGGAUAUCCUCAAGGCCGGAUGUCAUGACGACGACGCCAAGAUGUUCCCAAAGGAACAGACACUCUUGGCUCUGAACGUGGCGUCUUCCAUCCUCCAGUUACAGCAGACGUGGUGGCUGUGUCUGCCAUUCAACAGCAACGAGAUCAAGAUAUUGACGCCUCAAGAAAGGUCCGUCACGUCGAAUAGCUCGCCUUUCAUUGAACAGCUCAUGAGCGAAGUUCUGCCAUCCUUGAACGAUGCUGUCAAGUGCAGUACUAUUGGCCCAGACCCCAAAACUGCAUUAACAGAGCUUGCCAUCCUCUUGCUGGAGAUCUGGCACCACAAACCGCUUGAUAUCUGGUGUGCGAAGAUGGAUAAAGCAAUUCCUACAUCGCCACAGGCACGAAUGAUGGUUGCUAUCGAAUGGCUGCAGGCUACCUCUAGGCGUCUGCUUCCCUACCAGAGCCAAGUUAUUGAACAGUGUUUGCAAGUGUGUGCUGGAGCUCUCCGAUUCUGGCACGAGAAGGAUUUUAUAAGGAUGUAUUGUGAGAAUAUUAUCAAGCCGUUGCAAGAGACGCUAGGGGCAUGGGAUACUUCAGGGAGGGCAUAUGUUUGGAAUUAA